CAUUAGUCAGAGUGGGCGGGGCCUCGCGCCGCAGCUGCGCGGUGAGAGGGGAUGGUGGAGGCGGAGGCGGAGAGUCGGAGUGUGGUCGCCCGAGAUGAAGUCGUGGGCGGUGGGAGCCCGGCUGCCGCUGCUGCCGCGGCUGCUGCUGGUUCUCGGAGCGGCCGAGUGGGCGCUCGGGGCUCAGCGCCGCUACACCCCGGACUGGCCGAGUCUGGACUCCCGGCCCCUGCCGGACUGGUUCGACCAGGCCAAGUUCGGGGUGUUCGUGCACUGGGGCGUGUUCUCGGUGCCGGCCUGGGGCAGCGAGUGGUUCUGGUGGCACUGGAAGGGCGAGGGGUCGCCGCAGUACCAGCGCUUCAUGAGCGACAACUACCCACCCGGCUUCAGCUACGCCGACUUCGGGCCGCUGUUCACGGCGCGCUUCUUCCUCCCGGAGGGCUGGGCCGACCUCUUCCAGGCCGCCGGGGCCAAGUAUGUAGUCCUGACGACAAAGCAUCACGAAGGCUUCACAAACUGGCCGAGUUCGGUGUCUUGGAACUGGAAUGCCAAGGAUGUGGGGCCGCAUCGUGAUUUGGUUGGUGAGUUGGGAACCGCCGUCCGGAAGAGGAACAUACGCUACGGACUGUAUCACUCACUCUUCGAAUGGUUCCAUCCACUCUACCUACUUGAUAAGAAAAAUGGCUUCAAAACACAGUAUUUUGUCUUUGGGAAAACAAUGCCAGAGCUAUAUGAACUUGUGAACAGGUAUAAACCUGACUUGAUUUGGUCUGAUGGAGACUGGGAAAGUCCUGAUUCUUACUGGAACUCCACAGAUUUUCUUUCUUGGCUCUACAAUGACAGCCCAGUUAAGGAUGAAGUAGUGGUAAACGACCGAUGGGGUUUUAACUGUUCCUGUCACCAUGGAGGAUACUACAACUGCGAAGAUAAAUUCCAGCCAUCAAGUUUGCCAAAUCACAAGUGGGAGAUGUGCACCUCCAUAGACAAGCGGUCCUGGGGCUACCGUCGCACUAUGUCGAUCUCUGAAGUUGCAAGUGAAUCGGAAAUCAUUUCGGAACUGGUCCAGACAGUAAGUUUGGGAGGAAACUAUCUUCUCAACAUUGGGCCAACUAAAGACGGACUGAUCCUUCCCAUCUUCCAAGAAAGGCUGCUCGCCGUUGGGAAGUGGCUGAGCAUCAGUGGGGAGGCCAUCUAUGCCUCUAAACCAUGGAGGGUACAAUUGGAAAAGAACGAAUCUGUAUGGUAUACCUCAAAAGAAUCAGCUGUUUAUGCCAUUUUCCUGAAAUGGCCAGAAAAUGGAGUCUUAAGCCUUAAAUCCCCCAAAACUACCUCCGCUACACAGGUAACGAUGCUGGGAAUCCAGAAAGAUCUGAAGUGGUCCACAAAUCCACCCGGAGGUCUCCUCAUUUAUCUGCCCCAGUUACCACCCUCUGCUCUUCCAGUUGAGUUUGCGUGGACCAUAAAGAUGAUGGGCGUGGAGUGAUCAUUGAGUUCAAGAGGAAAGCAACACUGCCUGCUGCUCAGUUUUGAUUUUCUUCUUGCAGUUCCAUCAUUGAAAUAACCUACUCUUCUCUACCCAGAGAUGGCUUUUCCUACAUACCUUAAUCAAAGGAACUGAGUGCACUGCUCUAUCAGUGGAUCAAAGAUCUGAGCCACCUUGCUGGCAUACCUCUCUCAUCAGCAGAAGAAGGAACUAACCAGUUAAAGCUCUCUGAGUCCAUUCUUCCCGAACUUUGGACAUUAUCUACAGUGGAAUCUCCCCUCCAUUCUCUGUUUGAUAACCGGCUUGCUUAAUGCCUUCGGGUAAAGAAUAAGCCAGUUCACCUUGUUGCCUAUGGGAGAAGGUUUAAAGGGUUUGGCAAGCUCAACCACAUGCUAUUUAUUUAGCAUCGACUGUCACCAGCUCCCCCUGAAAGAGCAGGAGAGCCUGGAGGGAAAAGAAAGGCAUGCUAGACUAAUAGCUCUUCAGAAGUUUCCAAAGCCAACUAAGGGCUCUGAAAUUCAGUCUGUGCAGUGAUACUAUGAAGAAAAUGGAUGUGAUUCUGCGCUGCUUUUUAAAAUAUAAUCAAAUAAAUAAAUUUUAAUGUCAAAUGAUUUCUACCAAAAAACA
Messenger RNA from Myotis brandtii (Brandt's bat), 2107 nucleotides. It is a transcript of the gene FUCA1, whose product is annotated as fucosidase, alpha-L- 1, tissue. The transcript is spliced from 8 exons. Gene Ontology annotation, biological process: fucose metabolic process; glycoside catabolic process. The record is from RefSeq and is a predicted model, not a curated record. Lineage: Eukaryota; Metazoa; Chordata; Mammalia; Chiroptera; Vespertilionidae. Gene Ontology annotation, cellular component: lysosome. Gene Ontology annotation, molecular function: alpha-L-fucosidase activity. The coding region runs from base 95 to 1480 and encodes 461 amino acids.